Molecule: messenger RNA, 2404 nt
Organism: Linum tenue
Lineage: Eukaryota; Viridiplantae; Streptophyta; Magnoliopsida; Malpighiales; Linaceae
Source: the annotation of a GenBank genome assembly
UCUCACGCACUCCAACGAGAAACCGGUGAAGAAACCGACGACACGGAAACCCUCCUUUCCUUCCCCCUUUUCAUUCCUUCCUUCGCCCCCAUUUCCCUCUCUUCUCCUCUCUCUGUCUCGGCUUCCCACUCGCCCAGCAAGCCAGCAACAAUGGUGUCCGACUCGGAGCUCAUCGGCAGGCUGCGGGAGUUCCUCAAGAAUUCGGACCUCGAGACGACCACCAACACCAUCGUCCGCCGGAAACUGGAGGAAGACUUCGGGGUGAAUUUGUCUGAUAAGAAGGGUUUCAUCAGAGAACAGGUCGACUUGUUCCUCCAAUCCCAGUUCGAGGAACAGGCGGCCGAGGUUGUAGGCGACAAUGGAUACGAAGAAGAAGGAAGCGCCGCCGAUGAUCGGGAAUCGAGGGUACAAGACGGCGAUGAAGUGGAAGAAGACGAGGAGGAGGAAGAAGAAACAGUAGGAAGAUCGAGUAAACGGAAGACUCGUGCCAAAGGCAGGUCCAGAAAGCAACCUGAAGAAGGCAAAAAGAGUGCUGGGGGUGGUUUUACCAAAUUGUGUCGACUGUCUCCUCAACUUGAGGAGUUUCUUGGAGCUCCUGAAAUGGCUAGAACAGAGGUGGUCAAACAAUUAUGGGUUUACAUCAAAGAGAAAGAGUUACAAGACCCGAGUAAUAAGAGAAACAUACUAUGUGAUGAACCAUUGCGUACAAUUUUUUGUGUCGACUCAAUCAACAUGUUUGAAAUGAACAAAGCCCUCACGAAGCACAUUUGGCCAUUGGAUUCAUAUGAUGUAAUUCCAGUCAACACAGCUAUACAGAAGGAAAAGAUAAAUCAGCAAGAGAAUGAAGAAGGUACAUAUUGGCAGCCUUUGCUUGACCCUGUGUUAGAACCAGAUGAUCCAGGAUGGAAAGAGAAGCGGCAGAAAGGCGGAACCAAAGGAUAUAUGGCCCCUCUUCAGCUUUCGGACCUCGAGACCACCACAAACACCAUCGUUCACCAAAAAUUGGAGGAAGACUUCCCGGUGAAUUUGACUGAUAAAAAGGGUUUCAUUAGAGAACAGGUCGACUUGUUCCUCCAAUCCCAGUUCGAGGAACAGGCGGCCGAGGUUGCAGGCGACAAUGAAUACGAAGAAGAAGAAGAAGAAGGAAGCGCCGCCAAUGAUCGGGAAUCGGGGGUAAAAGGCGGCAAUGAAUUGGAAGAAGACAAGGAGGAGGAGGAAGAAACAGUAGGAAGAUCGAGUAAACGGAAGACUCGAGCCAAAGGCAGGUCCAGAAAGCAACCUGGAGAAGGCAAAAAGAGCGGUGGGGGUAGUUUUACCAAAUUGUGUCUCCUGUCUCCUCAACUUGAGGAGUUUCUUGGAGCUCUUGAAAUGGCUAGAACAGAGGUGGUCAAACAAUUAUGGGUUUACAUCAAAGAGAAAGAGUUGCAAGACCCGAGUAAUAAGAGAAACAUACUAUGUGAUGAACCAUUGCGUACAAUUUUUUGUGUCGACUCAAUCAACAUGUUUGAAAUGAACAAAGCCCUCACGAAGCAUAUUUGGCCAUUGGAUUCAGAUGAUGUAAUUCCAGCCAAGACAGCUACACAGAAGGAAAAGCAAAAGCAGCAAGAGAGUGAAGAAGGUACAGAUUGGCAGAUCACUUUUCAUUUGAAUGAUACUAGUGAAGCAGAUGAUGAAAAGAAAAUGUUGAACAACCUCUCAUACAACCAGAUGAUCCAGGAAGGAAAGAGAAGCGGCAGAAAAGCGGAACCAAAGGAUUUAUGGCCCCUCUCCAGCUUUCGGAUCCCUAGUAAAGUUCCUUGGCACCGGUCAACAUGCAAUGUCUCGAUCCGAGGUCAUCAAGAGAAUGUGGGACUACAUAAAGCAGAACAAACCUUCAGGUAUGUUGUUACCUUGGAUCCAUCCGAUAAGAGGAAAAUCAUAUGCGACGAGAAGCUGAGAGAACUGUUUGAUGUUGAUUCCUUCGUCGGCUUCACAGUUACGAAACUUCUAUCAGCGCAUUUCGUGAAGAGCUGACACGAACAAUGGCUCUCUGUUCAUCUCGCCGAGGUUUUGAUCAGAGGACACGACGAGUGCGUUCCUGUUUUUUUGAAUGGUGGGUCUGACUUGUGAUGGUCCCUCAGAAGAAGAAUGAAGGGAGGAAGGAAGGGUUGGUGGCCUAAAUUCACCGCUGCCAGAUCGCCAAGAGAGAGCCGGCUCUUUUGCUUUCCACCCUUCUUAGUUCUCAUUCUGUAGUUUCUUCUUCGCUCUCACGUUUCUUGCUGUACAUUUUCCUAGUCCACUUCCCCAGAAAACCACGGGGCAAAUAGGAGAUCGACUGCUUUUUCGUCUUCCUUCUGUAGGUGUAAUGACAGACAGACAGUCGUCCCUUUUUAACACAGUGCAAGUUUUCUUUGAAGUUGGCCAG